AUGGCCCCAAUCCCCGCCACCCAGACCGCAGUCAUUGCUGGUCCAGAUGGCCAAUUCUGCAUUUCGAAAAACCACCCUGUGAUUGCCAUCGAACCCGAUACUAUCAUUAUCAAGACCGUUGCAGUAGCACUCAACCCCGUCGACACCAAACUUGCAGGGGACUUUGUCACACCUGGAGUAACCUUCGGUUUUGACUGUGCAGGAGUCGUGGUGGCUAUUGGGCCAAAUGUCAAAAAAGAUCUCAAGAUCGGUGACCGGGUCUGCGGCAGUGCGGCUGGCAUGGACAAGUCCCGGCCGGCUGGUGGGGCACUCGUCGAAUAUGCAGCUUUGCUCGGCGAUGUGUGCUUGCGUAUCCCAGAUAACAUGUCAUUUGAGGAUGCGGCGACAGUGGGUGUUGCCAUCAACUCUGCGGCCCUCGCGUUGUUCUCCUCUCUAAAAAUUGACUGGAAACUGCUCGAGAACCCGACAGACAAGCCCUUCCCGGUUCUGGUCUACGGUGGCAGUACCGCUGUUGGCACAAUGGCUAUUCAAUUCCUCAAAUUGUGCGGACUUCGACCGAUCACCACAUGCUCUCCCAAGAAUUUCGACCUGGUGAAGUCCUAUGGCGCCGAGGAAGCCUGGGACUACCGUUCUCCAACCUGCGCACAAGAUAUCCGAGCAUACUGCAAUAAUGCCUUACUACACGCCUUUGAUUGCAUCACCGAGGAGACAUCGAUGAAAAUCUGUUAUGCUGCCAUCGGACGCGCCGGUGGACGCUACUGCGCCCUCGACCCAUAUCCUCCACAUGCGGCCACCCGUAAGGUGGUGAAACCAGACUGGGUUGUGGCCUUUACAAUCACCGGCCGCCCAUGCCUCUGGCCAGCUCCAUUCGAGAGCCCCGCACACCCGGAGAUGUUAGAGUGGUCAGUUCCUAUGUACCGCGUUCUGGAGAAGCUCCUGGCGGAAGGAAAGGUCCGAACGCACCCAGCACGCGUAAGCAAGGGCUUUGAAGCCAUCCUUGACGGGGUUGGAAUUCUACGCCGCAAGGAAGUGAGUGGCGAGAAACUUGUCUUCACGGUCGGCUAG
Messenger RNA from Venustampulla echinocandica, 1065 nucleotides. Its product is annotated as putative alcohol dehydrogenase. The transcript has 2 exons. Gene Ontology annotation, molecular function: oxidoreductase activity, acting on NAD(P)H. The coding region runs from base 1 to 1065 and encodes 354 amino acids. The record is from RefSeq and is a predicted model, not a curated record. NCBI's taxonomy places the organism in Eukaryota, Fungi, Ascomycota, Leotiomycetes, Helotiales, Pleuroascaceae.